Chlorella variabilis is the source of this 477-nucleotide messenger RNA. RefSeq lists its product as hypothetical. The coding region runs from base 1 to 477 and encodes 158 amino acids. The transcript is spliced from 4 exons. Gene Ontology annotation, molecular function: DNA binding; DNA-directed DNA polymerase activity. Lineage: Eukaryota; Viridiplantae; Chlorophyta; Trebouxiophyceae; Chlorellales; Chlorellaceae. The record is from RefSeq and is a predicted model, not a curated record. Gene Ontology annotation, biological process: DNA-templated DNA replication; double-strand break repair.
AUGGGCGUGACCCCCAAAGAGGCUGCCAAGCUCAAACAGGAGUUUCUGGAGUCGAUGCCGGGGGUGGCCGCCUUCCUGGAGAAGGUGGUUGAGGACUGCCGGCAGACAGGCUACGUGGAGACCCUGGCUGGCCGCCGCUGCCCUCUGCCCAACAUCAACCUCCAGAGCUGGAGGCUCAGGGGUGAGGCGGAGCGAAAGGCCGUCAACACGCCGAUGCAGGGCUCGGCGGCCGACGUGAUGAAGGCGGCGAUGAUUGCCCUGGGUGAGAGCCUCCAAAUUGGCCAGGCGGGGGAGGGCGGCGCUGCAAUUGUGCUGAUGAUCCACGAUGAGCUGGUGAUAGAGGUGGCCGCCAUCGUCCGCGAGUGCAUGGAGGUCGUGCCUGUACGCAAGCUUCAUCUGAGCGUGCCGCUUGCCGUGAAGAUGAGCAUGGGGCGCAGCUGGGGGGAUUUGAAGGAGGUGGAGCUGCUGCCCCUGUAG